Molecule: messenger RNA, 614 nt
Organism: Triticum dicoccoides
Lineage: Eukaryota; Viridiplantae; Streptophyta; Magnoliopsida; Poales; Poaceae
Product: subtilisin-like protease SBT3.5
Exons: 1
Coding region: 19-543 (174 amino acids)
Biological process (GO): proteolysis
Molecular function (GO): serine-type endopeptidase activity
Source: RefSeq, a predicted model, not a curated record
GUAACCGACGAGCGUGGCAUGCCGAUACUGGCAGAAGGGCUGCCUCGAAAAAUCGCUGACCCAUUCGACUACGGCGGCGGGAACAUCAAUCCUGGCGGCGCGGCCGAUCCCGGUCUGGUCUAUGACAUCGAUCCCCGCGACUACAACAAAUUCUUCGGGUGCACCAUCAUCAGGAGGGCAAACGUGAGUUGUGAUGCGACAACGUUACCGGCAUAUCACCUGAACCUGCCCUCCAUCGCGAUCCCUGAGCUGAGGCAUCCAAUCACCGUGUGGAGGACAGUGACAAACGUCGGCGAGGUCAACUCCGUGUACCACGCAGAAGUCCAAAGCCCAGCUGGAGUCAAGAUGGAGAUUGAGCCGCCGGUGCUCGUGUUCAACGCCAUGAACAAAGUUCAUACGUUUAAGGUGAAAUUCUCGCCUAUGUGGAAGCUGCAAGGGGACUACACCUUCGGCAGCAUUACGUGGCAUAAGGAACAGAAGGCUGUGAGGAUUCCUGUUGCAGCCCGAAUUACAAUUCAGGACUUUUAUGCAGAUGUUGCAUAAAUAACUCGAGGUGCAACUUAAGUACACGAAAUUCUGCUCUUGAUUUGUACUAUAAUGAAUAACAACAGUAA